Molecule: messenger RNA, 514 nt
Organism: Populus trichocarpa (black cottonwood)
Lineage: Eukaryota; Viridiplantae; Streptophyta; Magnoliopsida; Malpighiales; Salicaceae
Product: mitochondrial import receptor subunit TOM6 homolog
Exons: 2
Coding region: 99-263 (54 amino acids)
Cellular component (GO): mitochondrial outer membrane translocase complex
Source: RefSeq, a predicted model, not a curated record
GCAAGUACAAAACUGCAUCUAGGGUUUUAGACAAAGCGGAAAAAAAAAACCCAAAUUAAAGAAUCGGGGAUUCAAAAAAAUCGAAAUCAAAAGCAAAAAUGUUUCCAGGAUUGUUUAUGAAAAAACCAGACAAAGCAGAGGCUUUGAAGCAGUUAAGGUCACACGUGGCCAUGUUUGGUGCCUGGGUUGUUGUGCUCCGUGUCACUCCUUAUGUUCUUCAUUACAUCUCUCAUGAAAAGGAUGAGCUCAAGCUCGAGUUCUAGAUCCCACCUUUCUUUCUGAAGUGGUCCUGGAGGAGACGAAUUCUGUUGAGAUGAAGAUGAGUGUCCGAGCUCUAUCUAUUUUCUUUCCUUCUUCUUCAAGCUGAAAGCACGUGAAGUUAUCUUGUACUUGCAUUAGGUCAUCUUUUCUAGCUUCUUAUGAUUUUGGAGUUUCAAUACUUUGAUAUUAUUUAAUGGCUGGUUGAUGUAUUUAUUCCGUGGAAUAUACUUAGGUGAAAGAAUUUUAUUUCUUA